AUGAGUGCUUUCUUUCAGAACGCCGGCAACAAUCCCUGUGAUCCUUUUGAAGAAUCCGAAAUUCAAUGCCUCGUGAAUGAACACGUCCAGAUGGCUGUCAAUGUUAGUUCGGUGGAUGAAGUACAUGCCAGCCUUGACUUUUUCCGUGAGCACAAUGUCCGAAUCAUAAUCAAAAAUACAGGACAUGAGUACAUGGGGAAAUCGGCACCGGCACGCGGGACAUUGCCAUCGUCUGAAGUGAUCCCAAACUAUCAAAGUCAAAACCACAACGGUAGUGCACUUCGCCUUGGUGCAGGUAUUAUGGGAUCGGAUGCGGUGAGGGUUGCUCAUGCGAACGGGCUGCGCAUCGUAGCAGGGUUCUGCCCGAGUGUUGGCAUUGCUGGGGGUUACAUCCAAGGCGGAGGACAUGGUCCAUUGAGUUCAUCAAAUGGGAUGGCGGCAGACCAGGCACUGGAGUGGGAGGUUGUGACAGCAGAUGACCGACACAUAAUCGCUUCGCCGACUCAACACACCGAGCUGUACUGGGCUCUCGGCGGGGGCGGUGGGGGUGUUUUUGCAUUUGUCAUAUCUGUCAUCGUCCGGGCAUUUCCCGAUGAGGUACCUGUGGGAGGCGCCAGUAUGGUCAUAUCCCGACAAGAUCAGGCCAAUGAUGAUGCCUACUGGGCCUCCUUUGCAGCCUGGCAAGAAGAACUCCCAGCUCUCUUGGGCUACGGGACCACAGCCGGUUAUGCCAUCUUAAAUGACGCUUUUUUUGUGCAUCCUAUCACAAUAGAGGGAAUUCAGACUGCUGCCGAGAUGGAGACAUUGCUCGCCCCACUAAAGUCACGGCUCGAUGACAUGCACAUACGGUACACAUUGCGGGUCAGCUCUGAGGGCAACUUCUACACCCAUUACCGCAAAUACCAAGGACCCUUGCCUUGGGGCUUUCGCGUGCGGAGCAGAUGA
Molecule: messenger RNA, 945 nt
Organism: Penicillium verrucosum
Lineage: Eukaryota; Fungi; Ascomycota; Eurotiomycetes; Eurotiales; Aspergillaceae
Product: long-chain-fatty-acid-CoA ligase
Exons: 1
Coding region: 1-945 (314 amino acids)
Molecular function (GO): FAD binding
Source: RefSeq, a predicted model, not a curated record